Messenger RNA from Tachysurus vachellii, 1692 nucleotides. It is a transcript of the gene dync2li1, whose product is annotated as dynein, cytoplasmic 2, light intermediate chain 1. The transcript has 13 exons. The coding region runs from base 171 to 1256 and encodes 361 amino acids. Gene Ontology annotation, biological process: intraciliary transport involved in cilium assembly; intraciliary retrograde transport. Gene Ontology annotation, cellular component: axoneme; ciliary basal body; cytoplasmic dynein complex. Gene Ontology annotation, molecular function: dynein heavy chain binding. Lineage: Eukaryota; Metazoa; Chordata; Actinopteri; Siluriformes; Bagridae. The record is from RefSeq and is a predicted model, not a curated record.
AGAAAAACAACAUAUCCCAUAAGACUGUUGGAUUACACGUCAUCACAAUGCGUCGUUGCCCCUCGCAACACUGUGCAGAUUAAACGCUGAUUAAUAAACUGGUCUCCGGAUGAUAAUCAUCGAGUGAGUUAAUGCUAUCUGAGAGAAAGUAAAGACAGCUAAAGGGAACAAUGCGGAAAAUAAGUACAGACACACUGUGGGAUUUGGCUGCAGACGAGGUCCGAGCCAGAGAGAGCAGAAAUGGACGUGACCACGAUGAUGAUAAUGAGGAAGAUGCCCAGGCUCCCUGCGAGAGAACUGUUUUCUUUAUAGGCAGUAAAACUGGGGGUAAAACAACAAUACUGUUCAGGUGUAUUGACAGAGAUGAAGCCCCCAAACCAACCCUGGCUUUAGAGUACACAUUCGGUAGACGAGCAAGAGCACACAACACACUCAAAGAUGUAGCUCACCUGUGGGAACUGGGUGGAGGCACAUCUUUAUCAGAUCUUGUGCAGAUACCAAUCACUUCUCAGAACCUCAGCACACUGUCACUGGUGUUGGUACUGGAUCUGUCUAAGCCCAAUACACUCUGGACCACCAUGGAGAAACUCCUUCAGGCAGCUCUAAACCAAGUGGAAAAGGCGUUUGCUAUAACCAAGAGACCAGGAGAGUCCAGACCCAGCAAACAGCCAAACCAAAGCAGUGCAUUACGUAUCCUCCCCAAAGACCACCCAGACAGAGAGCUCAUCAGCCCCUUCCCUGUGCCUCUUCUUAUGAUCGGGAGCAAGUUUGAUAUUUUUCAGGAUUUUGAGUCCGAGAAGAGGAAGGUGAUUUGUAAGACCCUGCGUUUUCUGGCUCAUUACUACGGUGCAUCCCUGAUAUUCACGAGCAGCAAAUUGGAGACAACUAUGUCUAAAGUCAAGAACUUCAUCAAUCAUCUAGCUUUUGGGACUGAUAGAGGGAAGUACUUGUCUACAGACCACAGCAAACCUCUCAUAAUUCCAGCAGGCAUGGACUCUCUCAGUCAAAUAGGAUCUGUUGAUGUUGAUCUCGGGACGCUGCACGCUAAAACCCCACUGGAACUGUGGAAAAAAGUUUUUGAAAGGUUUUUUCCUCCAGAGAGCACUAGUGAACGCAAAGAAGUGAAGGAUCCAGCCAAAGACCCCCAGUUCAGUGAGCCUCUUAUAGAUGCCAUGAGAGCACAGAAAGACCAGGAGCUGGAGCAGUAUAAGCGAGAACAGGCAAAGUCAUGGAAAGGCUUGACCCUGGAGUCCUAGAGCGACAGCAAGUCACAACAGAAACUCAGCAUCAGUGCAAGAUAUUUCUAGAUUUUUCUUAUGUCUAUUUUCAGAAAAAGAAUGUUCAGUUCUGUUCCUGAUUCACAUGCAGUGCGUAGCUGAAGCACAGGCCGGAGACGCCGCUUUGAUGGAUUGUAAUACCAUGAUUUUAUACCAGAUUUCUGUGCGUUGUGUUAAGAUAGGUAAAUUAUGUAAAUAUGAGAUUAGUAAUUGCAUUAAAGGUUAUUCGACUUUAUGAAAUCCUUUAUUUUUAGUACUCUUAAAUUCCUAGAUAAAAUCUGGUACCAGUUACAUCCGUUUUCUACGCUGAAUGCACGGACGAUGAGGGGAGUUUACAACUGUGCAAACUCAUAAUUGUCAAAAGUAACACUUUCUAAAAAUUGGGAGCAAUUAAUAAUGUUAUUUAAUAAUGUCC